UUUAUUUAUUUUUUUUCCAGGACGUUUUGAACAGACGGCUCGAAGAACGCACGGACGAGAUGGUGGAACGCGGAUUGGUCGACGAGCUUUGCCAGUUCAAAAAAGAACUUUCCAAAAUGACCGGUACAGACAACUUCAAUUUGGAUUUUACGAAGGGCGUGUUGCAGUGCAUCGGCCUGAAACAGUUCCAGCAGUAUCUAGAGUUUCCGGUCGACGGUCGCGACACCGAGGCUGGCCGCAAGUGUCUGAAGGACGCGCUUGUCGCCAUGAAGUACAUGACCAAAAAAUACGCCAGACGGCAGAUCCGGUGGAUCAACAACCGUUUCCUCAAACCCAACGACAAACAGGCCGUUUCGGUGUACCGACUGGACUGCACCGACCUCGAGGAGUGGAAGCGGCUGAGCGACCGGGCGGUGGACUUGGCGCAAGUUGUGCUGGGCCGGAAACCUCGCGAUCAACACACGCUGGAGCCGAUCGACGUCAGCGACCAGAAAACCGUUUUGCCCGUGUACGGCGACUAUUAUUGCGACGAUUGUUCCAGACCGUUUUCCAAUGACAUACAAUAUAACAUCCAUAUGGGUUCAAAGAAACAUGUUAAAGUGAUGAUGAAACGUAAACGAAAACUUCAGGAUACAACUUUACAUUGCGACAGUGACAAUGAGAAAAAAUUGUACUCUCAUAAGAAAACAUGAGUUAAUAACUUAAUUAGAUUGUUACCCACCAGUUGUAUUGUGAUGACAUUAGAUCCCAAUUAUUUAAUUUAUAGAUGGUUAAUAUUGUGAAAUUAUAAAAAGAACUGACAUAAAGUCUGACUUUUGAGCAUGAGAAAUCUCUAUAGUAUGUAAACACAGGGUUGAUGUUAAAAUAUUUGUCUUAUAAUGUUAAUGCAUAAGAUCAAGACUGAUUAUAGAUUUUAGUUAAAUUAACAAGUCGUUUUGUAAUAUUUUACAGAUUGUUUUAUUUUGUUAUAAUUGUUAUUAAUAUUAUAUUAAUAAUAGAUGAAUUAUUAAAUUUAGAUAUUGUAAACAUUGCUAAUUCUUGUUAUAAUGUUCCUAAAUUAUAUUAUUUAAGAACAUAUUGAAUCUGGGAAUGUAUAAUAAUAUUGUAAGAGAGAAACCUUACACAGGUGUGGACCGGACAGGUAUGACAAAGGUGAAAUGAUUUCACUGUAGUCUGGCCUAAUAUUUAUGUUCAUGGCCCAACUGUCUAUUUUCUAAAGAAUCUUCCUGGCCUGCCCUAAGCAUUUCCUGACCUGAAAUAUUGUCCCAGCACACACCUGUGGUCACAUUAUUCCAUUUCCUAAUGGAAAUAACAUUAUUGUGCAUUUCAUUAGGUAGGUAUCUAAUAACAGUAUACAUUUAUAUAAACUAGUACAAUAAUAGCAAAACCAAUCAAAAUUGCUUAUAAAAAUUCAUUAAGGUGCAAAAGCGUUUUAUUUUCAAUAUUUUAAAAUCAGAUUUGUUGAAAAUUGUAUGUGUAAAGAUAGAAAAUACACCACAAUUCAUUAUAUUGAUAUAUUGUAAAGAUAUCUGUGUUUUUGUUGAAAGAUAAUUAAGAUUAUUGUAGUUAACUAUUGUACCCGAGACUUAUAUUUUAUAAUACUGUAUUAGUUUAAGUUUUAACCUAAACAUUUUUUUUUAAACAUCCCUCAAAUUGGUACUUGAAUGGUUAGAGUUUCAAAUCAUUGAGCAACUGUACUUACCAAUUUUCCACAAUAAUAAUAAUAUGUUUGAUGAAUCAUUGAACUAAAAUAGAUUUUGUGUUGUAUUCGUUAAAUUUAUAAGGUGCAUGUCAAGCUACACAAUCUUAAAAACUAUUGUGUUUGUUACUAUAAUUGAUGCUGCCAUAAGCUUAACGUUAUUCUUUUGUCUUUUGUUAUUGAUUAUAAACAAUACAUUAAACACUAUAUUGUA
Messenger RNA from Acyrthosiphon pisum (pea aphid), 1913 nucleotides. Its product is annotated as tRNA dimethylallyltransferase. Gene Ontology annotation, biological process: tRNA modification. Bases 60 to 692 code for a protein of 210 amino acids. The transcript is spliced from 4 exons. Lineage: Eukaryota; Metazoa; Arthropoda; Insecta; Hemiptera; Aphididae. Gene Ontology annotation, molecular function: tRNA dimethylallyltransferase activity. Gene Ontology annotation, cellular component: mitochondrion. The record is from RefSeq and is a predicted model, not a curated record.